AUGGAUCCUAUUCCACCUUUUGAUUAUAAUAAAUAUAUAUUUAAUACUGAAGAAGCAAAUUUCAAAGCAUGGGUUUUAUUUUCUUUUGGUAAUAAUCCAUCACAAAAAGUAUUUGUAGAUAAUACUCUUCUAAUAAAAAAUAUGAUAAAAGGUAAAAAUAGUGCACAUAAAAAUUUUAGAGAUACUUCUUGGGCUAAAAAAUACAAAUCACAUUGGUGUAUUCCAGAUAAUGUUUUAACUGAAUUAGAUAAAUUAAAUAUAGAUUAUAGUAAAAUUAUUGAUAUACCUGAUUCUGUAAUACAAAAAUUAAAUAAUAUAGUUGAUUCAGAUAAUUUAGAUGACGAUUUAUAUAAUAGUUAUAAUAUAAAAUUGGAACUAAAUAAUUUAGAAUUAAAUAGAAAUAAUAUUACUGAUUCAGAAUCAGAUGAGGAUAAUAUUACUGAUUCAGAAUUAGAAUAG
This is a messenger RNA of Dentiscutata erythropus, 459 nucleotides long. The record is from the annotation of a GenBank genome assembly. NCBI's taxonomy places the organism in Eukaryota, Fungi, Glomeromycota, Glomeromycetes, Diversisporales, Gigasporaceae.